This is a messenger RNA of Erigeron canadensis, 1456 nucleotides long. Its product is annotated as putative glycosyltransferase 7. Lineage: Eukaryota; Viridiplantae; Streptophyta; Magnoliopsida; Asterales; Asteraceae. The record is from RefSeq and is a predicted model, not a curated record. Gene Ontology annotation, cellular component: membrane; endosome; trans-Golgi network. Gene Ontology annotation, molecular function: galactosyltransferase activity. The transcript has a single exon. The coding region runs from base 25 to 1308 and encodes 427 amino acids.
UAUUAUCAAUAUCAAAGUAUCAAAAUGGUUGUAUUCUCUCACCCAAAUUGGCGUAAGCCAAAUAUUCGGACACUUGACCGUCCGUCCAUCUUUCUCGCCGGGGCUGUUUCAGCCUUAAUAUUUCUUUGGGCCUUUUUCUUCUUCUCAACUCUCGACCCCAAAAUCGUUUCCUGCAAAUGUAACAAACAACCCGACCCGGCAUCCAACCUCCAGUUCGACCCACCAGUCACAACCUUUUACGACGACCCAUCUUUCGGUUACACCGUAAACAAACCGAUAAAAAAUUGGGACAGUAAAAGAAAAACAUGGCUCAAAUUGCACCCGUCCUUUGAGCCCAGUUCGAAGGACAGGGUAUUUAUAGUAACGGGCUCACGGUCGACUCCAUGCAGGAGCCCGACAGGAGACCAUUACUUGUUACGGUUUUAUCGUAACAAAGUUGAUUAUUGUCGUAUUCAUGGUUACGAUAUUUUUUAUAACAAUGUGUUACUAGACCCGGAAAUGCCUUCAUGUUGGGCCAAGAUUGCGACUGUGCGAGCCGCAAUGGUGGCCCACCCAGAAGCCGAGUGGAUUUGGUGGCUUGAUGAGGAUGCUGCAUUUACGGAUAUGGAAUACAAGAUUCCGUUUCAUAAGUAUAAGGAUUAUAAUUUUGUUGUUCAUGGUUGGCCGAAGGAAGUUUAUGAGAAAAAGAGUUGGUUAGGGUUAAACGCCGGAUCAUUUUUGAUCCGGAAUUGUCAGUGGUCUUUGGACUUUUUAGAGUCAUGGGCUGAUAUGGGCCCACGAUCACCAAAUUAUGAUAAAUGGGCGGAUACUUUAUUAAAUGUUUUCAAGCACGAGUCCGAUGACCAGACCGCACUUGCUUAUUUGUUAUUAAAGGAUCACGAAAAAUAUUUUGGGAAAAAAAUGCUUAUCGAAACCGGUUACUAUUUAGAAGGGUAUUGGGUUUUAAUAGUUGAUACGUUAAAAAAUAUAACCGAAAGGUAUCUGGAGAUCGAGACGAGAGCGGGAAUGUUACGAAGGCGACAUGCCGAGAAAGUGAGCGAACGGUAUGGCGUGUUACGAGAACCAUCGUUAAAGGACGCGGGUAAUGAGUUUGGAAGCUGGAGAAGGCCUUUUGUGACUCAUUUCGCGGGUUGUCAACCGUGUAGUGGGAAACAUAAUCCGUUGUUUACCAGCAAAAGUUGUAGGGAGGGUAUGAACAAGGCUUUAAAUUUCGCGGAUAAUCAAGUUCUUCGAAAUUACGGGUUCGUUCAUCGGAAUUUGUCGGAUUCAUCAGUUGUUUUGCCUUUACCGUUUGAUUAUCCUGCGUGAUUAGUAUAGAAUUUAAUUAAUCAUUUGUGAUGUAUUAGUGUUAUUUUCUCCCUUUUUUGAACAUAUUUUGGAGCUAGAUUUAGUAUAGAAAUAAAAGCUUCAUUUGUUGUCUUAAUUUGGAUUCGAUAUAACUUUGAAUUUGAUAUAA